Messenger RNA from Stegastes partitus (bicolor damselfish), 2191 nucleotides. Its product is annotated as hematopoietic SH2 domain-containing protein-like. Gene Ontology annotation, cellular component: cytoplasm. Bases 527 to 1828 code for a protein of 433 amino acids. The record is from RefSeq and is a predicted model, not a curated record. Lineage: Eukaryota; Metazoa; Chordata; Actinopteri; Pomacentridae. The transcript is spliced from 6 exons.
GUACAGUAUAUUCUAUAUAUAUGCUGUCUGACCAUUUGUAAACUAAAAUGUGUCACACAGAGUAAAUGAAACCACAAUAAAUAAAACUGGUUAAAAAAUGUUUUUGGUAUUUUUAGUGAUUUUAUGGUUGUGGUGCUGCCUCAUGUCCUCUGUAGGGGGCGCCACCGCCCCUUGAUGAAGGAAGACCCUCUUUUAUUAAAUACAUCAGGUCUUUUUUCUGUUUUUUGACUUUUACCACCUUUGAUUUGUUACUUGCUCCUCAGAUGUGUGUGAAGAUGUAAAACAAAACACACAGAACAGUCCAACCACAGAGCAAACAGGCAACAAGGGAAACGUGUGAAGGUUCAAUCUGGGACGAGGAACUCAGAUAGUAAAAUGCCAGCGUGGCCUCAGUGGGAGGCCGAGCAGAUAGACGGAAACAAUAACAGCAUUCAGACACACGCCAACAGAAAUAGUCAAAUGAGGCGCCUCUUCUUCCUCUGACGGCUCACCUGAGCGGCAGCCGCUCACCUGCACGGCUCCGAGGAUGGAGAGGAGUCCGGGUUCUGGAGGCCUGAAGGACCUGGUUCUGAGGUGGUUCACCGAGACUCAGGCCCCCAGCAUCCUGCACCACGGGAGCUUCCCCAACUGGUUCCAAGGCCUGGCUGCCAGGAAGGAUGCAGAGGAUCUGCUGAGAGAUAAAGCUGUGGGCUGCUUUCUGAUUCGCCUCAGCGAUAAAGCCGUGGGCUACAUUCUGUCCUACAGAGGACACGACAGGUGUCGACACUUCGUCAUCACCCAGAACCAGGACGGACAGUUUGUGAUCUCAGGAGACAGCCAGACGUUCAGCAGCCUGCUGGAGCUCAUCGAGCACUACAAGGUCAGCCCCAUCCAGCCCUUUGGAGAGUACCUCACCUGCAGCUGCUACCAGGUGGACUCAGGUGAGCUCUACGACGUGGUCAACUCCAAGAGCAGUUCUGGAGUCAGUGUUCAGGCUCUGAGGUCCAUGUGGAGCCAGAAACCCGACCAUCAGGGCGACUCCGGACAGAACCAGAGGAUCCAGCAGCAGCACGAGGCUCCAUCAGCGCCGCCGCCGGCUUUACCGCCCAAAUCCAAAAACAGGAAGCUGACGGGGACGGUGUCUGCAGACGCCAUGACGCUGUCGCAGGGACUUCCUCCGGUGCCUAAACGAGGUCUUCCUCUGAGAUCCCUGAGUGGAUCUUUACCUGAGACGACUCAUCCGAACGAAACCGACUCCAGUCGUUCAGAGAGACUCAGAGGAAACCCGAAGCCGCCAUCGGACUCCAACGACUCAACCUUCCCAGGUGAUCUCUGCCCGGCCGGACUCACCUGUUCUGAGCCGACUCAGGUGGAGACCAGGAGUCUGUCUUUGCCCCAACUGGACCACAUGGAGGAAGAAGAGGAGGAGGAGGAAGAGUACUCUAACCGGCUCAGCAGCUCCUCCUUCAUGCCGAAGAGGGUCACCUGCCUCACCUUCUCGCUCGAUGAAGCUCUGAGACCGAAGCUCGAGAUGCCCAGUGCUGAUCUGGAGAGGUUCAACCCGCUGUACCAGUCCUCCGACGGGCCCAGAGGAGGUUCUGCCUCCCAGGGUGAAGGCAUGUACGCCGAGGUUCCCCAGGGGUCCACUGGGCCUCCGGACAACACCUACGAGCUGAUCCCAGGAGAAGCCACCGCCGCCGCCGCCGCUGCCGCCGCCACCGCCGCCGCCGCCGCCGCCGCCGUCCAGGGCAACACCUACGAGUCUCUGGAGGACCUGAAGACCAAGAAGUCGUUGGGCAAAAACAAUAUGAAAUGGAAAAAAUUUCUUCCUGAUUACAAGAAGAAAUAAAUGCAUGGAGUUCCUCAGGGCAGCGUCCUGGGCCUCCUGUUCUUCUUCUAUAUACAUAAAAGCUGCCUGCUCAACUUCUUUGAGAUGUGAAGCCACAUCUCUGGCCCAAAGACUGAAAAAACUAAAUGUCAUCUUGUAGUUUGUUUCAAAGGCUUUGAGGGAAGCUGUGAAACCAUCUUUAGUGAUGGAGCCUCUGCACUAGCUGCUCCGGAAAAUGAUCUGCUGAGACUUUAGAAACUUUUGCUGCUGAAGACAAACUUCUUCUCUUUAGCGUCUGAUCCAAAUAGAACUUAAUGCUGUAACUCCAUCUCUUCCUGUGACGUGUCCUUUAUUCUAAUUGUUUUAUUCUAUUUUUUUGUUAGU